Aphanomyces invadans is the source of this 2902-nucleotide messenger RNA. RefSeq lists its product as hypothetical. The coding region runs from base 22 to 2235 and encodes 737 amino acids. The transcript has 8 exons. NCBI's taxonomy places the organism in Eukaryota, Oomycota, Saprolegniomycetes, Saprolegniales, Verrucalvaceae. The record is from RefSeq and is a predicted model, not a curated record.
GCCUUUGAAACGGCUCGUCCCAUGGCGAUGGCACCCAUGGAGGGUGGAAUCGUGCCCAUGCAUGUGCAAAUCUUCCAGGGUCUCGUGCCGCAAGUCGCUAGCCAGGCCACGUCCCUUGAGAACAUUCUACGGACUCUGUGUCAAAAGAUCGAAACCCUCGAGGCGUGCCUGACAUCCAUCAACUCGGGGGUUGUGGAGAUGGACAUGCGUCUGAAAACCAUUGCUCACAACAUCGAAGGGGGCACGAACGACGACGGAUUUGGCGCCAUGAGCACAUUCAUGCCACCGCUGGUCACGGAAAAAGCGCAGGCGAAGCAGCCGGCCAAGUCGGCUGUCGUGUCGCACGUGAUCAGUGCGUUGGCCAUGGGGCACAUUGCCAAGCCACUGGAGAGACUCAAGAAGAAGCGAAAAAAGGCGACUCUACAAACACCGCCAGUCGACGUCGCUGGGUACGGCGCGGGUCUGGCCAGCGGCGCUCCGGUGCUGACGGACAAGCCCAUCGCCACACUUAACCGGGGCCACAGCUCAGCCCGGCUCCUCCGCGAUUCGCCACGGUCAAGAUCCAUUCCAGAGCAGCGGGAGAUGCCACACUCGGCGCGUUCAAAGUCAAUCGUGCGCUCGCUAGCGUUUGAACAACACGCGGAGGGAGUUGCGGCACCUCUGGUACCGAACACAGUGCCAUCGACACCUGUCACGGAAGAGGUGCCAAAGGAAUCGGAGCAUGAAGUCGAUGAGCCCGUUGUUCUCGUCCACGCGGAUCCGUGGGACAUGGGCGACCCCCCAGCCGCAACGACAGGACCACGGCCAACGGAUGCAUCGAAGGAAAGCACGGACGGUCUAGCGAGUGCAUCCUCCAACGGUGCAUCCACCGUUCUGGUCGCUGCGCACGUCAAGCACGAUGUAGCCGUUGCGAAUGCUUCAUCGAUUCAAGCACCAGCUACACCAAAGCUGUCGGUAGAGGUCACGGGUCCUCGGUAUGUACAACCCAAGCAAGGCACAACGGACGUAGUCGAAGCACACGUUUUGCAACCAACUCAACUGGUGCCAUCAAGUCGAAGCGAGUCUACGAGGGCACUUGCUGCCGAUGCGUGCAUCGAGCCCCGAUCGUCUCCUCGACGGCGCUCCAGCCCGCUCGAGACGCCACCACCCAAGGCAAUCGAGGAAUCCGUUCGUAUUCCACGCCUCUCGCUGUCUCGCUUGCACGUUGAGCGGUUGACCCCGCUGCAAACACCCGUCACGCCACUGGAACCGCAGCCUCUUGUCGAACCAGCAGCUACACCCUCGUCGAACGCAGCAAAAGAUUCGCCACAGCACCGCGAAACCAUCGCCACAUCCCAUCAAGUAGCACUACGGUCAUCGGUACCGGGGGCAAGGCCAGCGUCCAUGACACGGAAGAAAACGAUGAAAAUUCUCCAACGAUCCGCUCUUUCCAAGUCACAGCCGACUCAGUCGAGCACCUCCCCUGCCAGCCCUCCAUCUUCCCAACAACACUACACACUGGUGGAAAAACUGGAUGCAUCUCAAACUACCACGACACCGCCUGCCGUGGAGGGCGGAAGUUUGUCAGAAAGCAGCGACAGCGUAGACGAUGACGAAGACGUUGACGAGAAACAAAUUGGGCCAUCGGAGGAAGACGUGCAGCGCCUCAAGCAAGCAGGGCAACAUGGCUGGCACGUCGUGCGCACCAAGCUAGCCACGUUGAAGCGACCCAAGAACAUUUUGUUUACAAAGAAAAAACAGCUCUUCACCAUUGCAAACCGCUUAGAAUUGCUCGAGCGCAAGUCGAAGGAGCUGUUUGCCGGAGAAAAGCAGCUGGCGCUUCUCCUGGCGAAAAAAGUCGAAGAUAUUUUGGCCACCGUGAUGGCUGCGGUCGAAGUGAAGGUGAAGGACGUGCACCGUGACCUUGGCAAAGCCGUCGACGACAAGGCAGAUUCGCACGUGGUGCUUGCGUUUUCCCAUCGAAUUCAAGCCCUCGAACAGGCUGUGCGCGCGGCCAACGCCGAUUUCAUAGACAGGCUAUCUGUAAUGGCCACUCAGAGUGAAGUUGAUCGAAAGGUGAACAUGAACCAUGCAACGGCGCAAUCGUGGCAUGAUACGAUGCAGGCGGAAUUGCGCGAGCAAGCGGCGCUCCUGACCGACCAUGCAACGCGUGUACGCAUGCUCGACGAGACCCUGUCCAAGUCGAAUCAAGACAUGGCUUCGCAAUUCAAAGUGCUUGCCGAUGGUGUCUGGUGAAGGAGGAAUGAGUGACUGUGUGCCGUUAGGACUUGCUGGAGCAAUGGCAGUCCACCCGAGCUGCUCAAGAUGACAUGCGACGGCAACUGAGGAAGAAAGCCGACGCGAAAAUGCUCAAGGAGCUGGAAGUCACCAUGUUCAAAGGGCACGAACCCAAAGAGAACGAGUCGUGCGCUGCUCGAUGCAUGUCGUGCAGGAAGGACAUUGUGGAGCCAGCCACCCCCGAGCACGACCCCGACGCGCUCCACCGCGACGUCGUGCACAACAGCCUCACCAAAAAAGUCAACAUUGGCCAGUUUGCCACCAAGGUCGAUCCGACUCGGCGCGCCUUGUGGGUUGAUCCUGGUGGUAGGUGUAUCGCAGCACGGUCCCGUUGAAUGCCGAGCUCGUGAGUUUGCGAGAAGAGAGCCCAGCUCCGCCCAUGUCGCCUCUCGAGUACGUUGGUUCUGCUGUCGGCGGGCUCGUCGUCGUCGUCGUCACCACCACGCACGGCGUAGCAAACUUAACGUUGUGGCCGACAAGAAGGUCCUGAAGAAGCGGCCAGGGACCGCGCCGUUGAAACCCGCCGCCACUCCGAAAGGAAGAAGGGAUGGCUUGACCGUCGAAAUCCCCCGCCACGUGAAAAACUAACACAUGUCGCCGUUGAACAUGCAAAAAAAAUUUUUUU